This is a messenger RNA of Symbiodinium necroappetens, 516 nucleotides long. NCBI's taxonomy places the organism in Eukaryota, Dinophyceae, Suessiales, Symbiodiniaceae. The record is from the annotation of a GenBank genome assembly.
AUGGCUUCUUUUGUGCCACAAAAGCCUAUGACGCCACCGCCCUCUUCCAAGGCGCCGCGUCGGAACAUGAUUCGUGCUACCUCCUCGGCCUCUCCACAGCAGUGCGGAACGAGUUCCAAAUCCAGCCCAGUCGUUCUGGUGGACGUUCCAGAGUCUGCGACGAGCCCAUCGCCAUCCAUCAGCAUGCUGUCACAGGUUCUGUCGGAUUCGCACGAAUUCAGGGUGCACUUCGAGGAAAAGCCCGAGAUCAUCUUGUUUCUGAGUGCUGACGAGGACGUGCCCGAAGAGCUUCCAGGUUUUACUGAGGAAGAUAAGCGCACAAACUCAGAUGAGAUCAACCAGCCAAGCUCCUCGACUUCGGUGCCGCCACAGACGGGCGAAACCCCGUUGGCAGCGCCAGGGAUACCACCCGCUCCCCAUGACUUGUGUGAAGGAGGUCUGGCAGACCUGGCUGCAGAAAGGCGCGCCGCCAUGCUCAGGAAGCUCUUCCCGCCUCAAGACCCAAGUGAGCCCUGA